CACGUCUUGGAGGAGCAUUGUCUUGAAGGAGCGAGCAUCUUGAAGGAGCGAGCAUCUUGAAGGAGCGAGCGUCUUGAAGUAGCGAGCAUCUUGAAGGAGCACGUCUUGGAGGAGCGAGCGUCUUGAAGGAGUGUUUUGAAGGAGCACGUCUUGUAGGAGCGAGCGUCUUGAAGGAGCGAGCGUCUUGAAGGAGCACGUCUUGAAGGAGCACGUCUUGAAGGAGCGAGCAUCUUGAAGGAGCACGUCUUGAAGGAGCAAGCAUCUUGAAGGAGCGAGCGUCUUGAAGGAGGAAGCGUCUUGAAGGAGCAAGCAUCUUGAAAGAGCGAGCGUCUUGAAGGAGCACGUCUUAAAGGAGCACGUCUUAAAGGAGCGAGCGUCUUGAAGGAGCGAGCAUCUUGAAGGAGCGAGCAUCUUGAAGGAGGAAGCGUCUUGAAGGAGCGAGCGUCUUGAAGGAGCGAGUGUCUUGAAGGAGCACGUCUUAAAGGAGAACGUCUUGAAGGAGCACGUCUUAAAGGAGCGAGCGUCUUGAAGGAGUGUCUUGAAAGAGCACGUCUUGAAGGAGCGAGCGUCUUAAAGGAGCACGUCUUGAAGGAGCAAGCAUCUUGAUUAGCAAGCGUCUUGAAGGAGCAUUGUCUUGAAGGAGCGAGCAUCUUGAAGGAGCGAGCAUCUUGAAGGAGCUAGCGUCUUGAAGUAGCGAGCAUCUUGAAGGAGCACGUCUUGAAGUAGCGAGCAUCUUGAAGGAGCACGUCUUGGAGGAGCGAGCGUCUUGAAGGAGCGAGCAUCUUGAAGGAGCGAGCGUCUUGAAGUAGCGAGCAUCUUGAAGGAGCACGUCUUGAAGUAGCGAGCAUCUUGAACGAGCACGUCUUGGAGGAGCAUUGUCUUGAAAGAGCGAGCAUCUUGAAGGAGCGAGCAUCUUGAAGGAGCGAGCGUCUUGAAGUAGCGAGCAUCUUGAAGGUGCACGUCUUGAAGUAGCGAGCAUCUUGAAGGAGCACGUCUUGGAGGAUCAUUGUCUUGAAGGAGCGAGCAUCUUGAAGGAGCGAGCGUCUUGAAGGAGCGAGCAUCUUGAAGUAGCGAGCAUCUUGAAGGAGCACGUCUUGAAGUAGCGAGCAUCUUGAAGGAGCACGUCUUGGAGGAGCAUUGUCUUGAAGGAGCGAGCAUCUUGAAGGAGCGAGCAUCUUGAAGGAGCGAGCGUCUUGAAGUAGCGAGCAUCUUGAAGGAGCACGUCUUGGAGGAGCGAGCGUCUUGAAGGAGUGUUUUGAAGGAGCACGUCUUGUAGGAGCGAGCGUCUUGAAGGAGCGAGCGUCUUGAAGGAGCACGUCUUGAAGGAGCACGUCUUGAAGGAGCGAGCAUCUUGAAGGAGCACGUCUUGAAGGAGCAAGCAUCUUGAAGGAGCGAGCGUCUUGAAGGAGGAAGCGUCUUGAAGGAGCAAGCAUCUUGAAAGAGCGAGCGUCUUGAAGGAGCACGUCUUAAAGGAGCACGUCUUAAAGGAGCGAGCGUCUUGAAGGAGCGAGCAUCUUGAAGGAGCGAGCAUCUUGAAGGAGGAAGCGUCUUGAAGGAGCGAGCGUCUUGAAGGAGCGAGUGUCUUGAAGGAGCACGUCUUAAAGGAGAACGUCUUGAAGGAGCACGUCUUAAAGGAGCGAGCGUCUUGAAGGAGUGUCUUGAAAGAGCACGUCUUGAAGGAGCGAGCAUCUUGAAGGAGCGAGCAUCUUGAAGGAGGAAGCGUCUUGAAGGAGAACGUCUUAAAGGAGCAGGUCUUGAAGGAGAACGUCUUGAAGGAGCGAGCGUCUUGAAGGAGCGAGCAUCUUGAAGGAGCGAGCGUCUUGAAGGAGAACGUCUUGAAGGAGCACGUCUUGAAGGAGCACGUCUUGAAGGAGCAUGACUUGAAGGAGCACGUCUUAAAGGAGCGAGCGUCCUGAAGGAGUGUCUUGAAGGAGGAAGCGUCUUGAAGGAGGAAGCGUCUUGAAGGAGCACGUCUUGAAGGAGCACGUCUUGAAGCAGCGAGCGUCUUGAAGGAGCGAGCGUCUCGACCUCCAUGGCCUCCUUUGUGUUGAAGUCGAUGGUGGGGGGCCAUCUGAAGAGCCUCACUGGGGGGCUCGCGGGCGGGGGGGAGGGGGGCGGGGACAAGGGGGGGGGCGACGCGGCCGCGGGUGGGGGGGGGAUGACGCGGGAGGAGUUCGAGGAGUACCGGAAGCAGCUGCUGGAGGAGAAGAUGGAACGUGACGCACACUUCACGCAGAAGAAGGCCGUGCGAGCCACGGUGAGGACGCACUUCAGGGAGAAGUACCGCCUGCCCAAGAGCGAGCAGGACGCUGCCAAAGUGCAGCUCGCGGGGGGGGCAGUGGAACUCCCCCCGGACCUGGCCAAGAUGGUUCGGUCCGCGCAGCAGCAGCAGCAGGAGGAGAAGGAGAAGUCGCUGCUCAACUCCCUGCCCAAUCCGGGUGUGGAUUCUCUCCGGGAGAAGGCCCAGGAGACUCUGCAUGGGGUGCGCCAGGCGGCCGAGCAAAAGUGCAGCGUCAUGUGAGCCCCUUGGGUCUCACCCGGGAGUGAUCAACCUGGGGGUCGCACCUGGGUCACCUUAGGACACCGUGGGGGUCAGAGGGGGGCUAUCACCCCUUGGUCACCCUCUGGUCACUCCUUGUUCAUGUUUUUGUUUGUUGCGGCUGCACCCGAGUCAAGAGCCGCAUGGCUCACAGGGCUAUACCUAAUAAAUGAAACUGAAAAACAGAAAACCCCUUGGUCAUCCGUGGGGCACCCGUGGCUCACCCCUGGGUCAUCCUUUGGUCAUCUGUCGGUCACUCCUUGGUCACCCCUUGAUCACUCCUGGGUUACCCCUGGGUCACCUCUGGGUCACCUCCUGGGUCACCCCUUGGUCACCUGGGUCACCUCUGGGUCACCUCCUGGGUCACCCCUUGGUCACCUGGGUCACCUCUGGGUCACCUCCUGGGUUACCCCUGGGUCACCCCUGGGUCACCUGAGUCACCCCUGAGUGACCUCCUGGGUCACCUCCUGGGUCACCUCCUGAGUCACCUCUGGGUCACCUCCUGGGUCACCCCUGAGUGACCUCCUGGGUCACCCCUGAGUCACCUUCUGAGUCACCCCUGAGUCACCUCCUGGGUCACCCCUGAGUGACCUCCUGGGUCACCCCUGGGUCACCUCCUGGGUCACCCCUUGGUCACGUCCUGGGUCACCCCAGGGUCACCCCUGGGUCACCUCCUGGGUCACCCCUUGGUCACCUCCUGGGUCACCCCUGGGUCACGUCCUGGGUCACCCCAGGGUCACCCCUGGGUCAUCCCCUGGGUCACCCCUUGGUCACCCCUGGGUCACGUCCAGGGUCACCCCUUGGUCACCCCUGGGUCACCCCAGGGUCACCCCUGGGUCAUUCUGGAUCAGCUUGCAACGUGACCUUCAACUCCAAAGCAUCCUGGGCUGAACCUCCGCUCCUCCUCCACCACCACUACCGUCUCCACGACCGCAGCUCGACUCGAGGAUGAAUCGAGAGGCGAUCCGUGAUCCCCCACCCCCCGUGGUUCUCUCUGGGACGGCUCCUAACAGAUACCGCCAUAUUAGGGAGCCCACUGGGCAGCUACGAUGCACUUUUAAAUAAUCUAGGAGAUUGAAAACUCAUUUCUUUAGAACUGCUUUUUGUGUUUAGUUUGUUCGAUUAGU
Petromyzon marinus (sea lamprey) is the source of this 3666-nucleotide messenger RNA. Its product is annotated as complexin-3-like. Gene Ontology annotation, cellular component: terminal bouton; SNARE complex. Lineage: Eukaryota; Metazoa; Chordata; Hyperoartia; Petromyzontiformes; Petromyzontidae. Gene Ontology annotation, molecular function: syntaxin binding. The record is from RefSeq and is a predicted model, not a curated record. Gene Ontology annotation, biological process: neurotransmitter transport; regulation of neurotransmitter secretion; synaptic vesicle exocytosis.